GUUGCUGUUGAGUCACCCCUGACUGGUAAUAGCCAGAUAGCGGAAAACAGCUAGAGAUGAUGCUGGAGAGUUCGGCAUCUUUGAACCAUUCCAGAGAGUGAAUAAAUGCGUUUUUCAAUUAGGAUAUCGCCUUGAGCAUUUGUGCUUUACUUUACAAGACUGACGUUUAAUCAAAAUGAUGGAAGAAAUUGACAGAUUUCAAGUACCACCAGUAAAUCCAGAGAUGAAGCUGUUGGAUCCUGCAGAAACGUCCACUUUGGAGGCUGAAACAGGAACGAGAGAAUCAGAGUCAGUCACCAUCAACUACAAGCCCUCUCCACUGCAAGUGAAGAUAGAGAAACAGCGAGAGCUUGCGAGGAAGGGCUCAGUGAAGAAUGGAACUGUGGGUAGUCCAGUAAAUCAGCAGCCCAAGAAAAAUAAUGUUAUGGCCAGAACAAGGUUGGUUGUCCCUAAUAAAGGCUAUUCAUCCUUAGACCAGAGUCCAGAUGAGAAGCCACUUGUAGCACUGGACACUGACAGUGACGAUGACUUCGAUAUGUCCAGAUAUUCAUCAUCUGGAUAUUCCUCAGCCGAGGUGAGAUGUCUAAAUUACCAGCAAAUAAACCAAGAUUUAAACAUCCAGCUGCUGAAGGAUGGCUACCGACUGGACGAAAUCCCAGAUGAUGAAGACCUUGAUCUCAUCCCCCCCAAAUCAGUCAACCCCACCUGCAUGUGCUGCCAAGCCACUUCCUCCACAGCCUGUCAAAUUCAGUAACCCCAGCCUUCCUUGGACCCCUCCUGUCUCAAGCCUGUGAGUUAAACUCACAGUUAGCACCCUCAGCAUAGAAUUAACAACUAAAGAACUUAAAAAAAAAAAACAAUAGAAUGGGUGUAUUAAAAUGAACAUAAAAUAGGGAAAAGUAAUGAAUGAAAAUGCACAAAUACGUAACAGUCUUUGGUUCCUCCUAUGGCAGGACGUGAUUAUCAUCAUGAGAGGGCACUAGAGUUAGGUGUGUAAAGCUGCAUCGAGGUGUGAAUAUAAAUGCAUGGUGCAACAUUAGAAGAAUGCAGCUCUUUUAAAUUGGAACAAAAAUGAACAUUUCACACUACAGUUCUCCCAACGUUUUUGUCUUAGUUAAUCAGGAAGGACCCUUUACAUCAAAUCAGAAAGGUUUUCAUUUUCACUUAUAUAAUACACAUUUAAAAAUGAUUUAAUUUAAAGGGUAAGAGUAUCUUUUGGCCACCCUAAUGAUUUCAUUUUUAUUUAAACUCCGUUUCUGUUUUAUAGGUCUAUCAAAGCAAAAAUCAACAUUUUUUGGUUGCUCUAGAAUAUCUGCCUUUAACUGAUGCUAGGAGAGAUGUGUUUUGUAAUGAAAGGGAGUGUAUAGUGACCAGGUGAAUUCGUUUCUCAGAUCAUUUAGAUUGCAGACGUAUGUAUUAAUAUAUUAUUUGUAGCUUUGUAGCAAACAAUAAUAAAGGGAAUUCUCUUAAAUUGAGAUAUAUAUCGAUACAGAAGACACCAAUCUGCUACGAAAUUGACAGCAGAUUUAAUUAAGUCAGGGAAUUUUAUUGAAUAAUUGAUAUGUGUUUACUAAGAGACUUUAUUUUUUGAAUAUUCUUUUGUGUUCAGUGUUUCGGUCAGUGUUGCUUCACACAAACCCAACAGUUAAACUGGAUUAAAGGAACUUAAAUUUUAGUUUUCAAAGAUAAACGAAAAAUGUACCUCUACAUAAGACACAAGAUAAUUCGAUACAGUUUUCUGAUUAAUUUAAUUUUUAUGAGAAUUAGGAGGGGAGGGGAAGAAAGUUUGUAUUGAUUUACUUGAAGAUAAUAGCAGCUGCCAGAUACAUAUCCCAUAAUCUCUGUCAUUUACCGGACAAAAAAAAAAAUCUAUCAAUUAUGUUUAAUCGAUUUCUGUCCGAAUGCACAAAAUGUGUUGUUUCUUUUAUUUUAAAGAUGGAAAGGUGAUGAAAUGAUUAUAGCCAGCAUUCAAAAUGUUGCCAGAAAUCAAUUAGUCACUUCUGUGAACUCGUUUUUAUAGUCAUUUAAAAGUGCAGUACCAUUCUGUCCGACAUUAAGUUUGGUACUCAGGAACAGGAUACUCUACAUUUUCUGUUUCGCUUCAAUUUGAUGCCUUUCCUUACAAAUGUCUUUAUAAAUGAAUCUCAGCUGUUUGAGUCAAUGGCCAAAUCUAUAUAACUUCUGUCAAAAACAACACUACAACACUCAGAGUAUGAAGUUCUUUGCAUCUAUUUGAAUAUUGUACUGCUCUCUACAGUAUGUCGGUUUUCUUUUCGUCUCGCAACAGUUGUUUGUUUUGUACAACUUACAGAGCACCUUAUCGUCUUAUCGCGUGUACAUCGUCACCCAGUUGCCAUUGCAGGCUGUAAUUACAUGCCAUUUCACCAAGCACGUAACAAUAGUAAUGCUCCAGUUUUCAUCUGAUGUGGCAAAUUAAGAGAAUUUAUGAAGGGAGAUUACAAUGUAGUAGAAUAGUAAUCUAAUUUUAUACAUAUAUACACACACACUACUGUUCAAAAGUCUUAGGUCCAUAGGAUUUUAAUUCUUUCCCAAUAGCUUAGUAUUUUUAAAGCAUUAAUUUGGCAGUGAAGACAUUUAUGGGGUUAAAAUAUUUCAGUUUCAAAUCACUGUUUUUCUUUUGCAUUUUCCAUAAUUAAAAUCCUGAAAAAAAUAAACAUCGUUUCCACAAAAUGUUUUAAUCAGUAUAGUUUCAGCCAUGCCAUAAAAAAAUGAUAGUAUAAUUCAGACAUUUUUUUUUUUUUUCUUGAAAUCUCAAAUUUUUUUCCCAGUUCUGGCUUUUCUUCUCUGAAAGUAUAAAGUCUGAAAUGUGAGAUAAAAAGUCACAAUUAAUUACAUUUUUUAUUUUUAAUCGUGUGGCGGAAACAAGCUUCCACAGUUUUCAUCAUUGCCAUCAAUCAAUUACUUUUUAAAAUAUAUUACAAUAAAAAAAAUAUAUUUUAUGUUGUAAUAAUAUUUCACAAUAUUUCUGUUUUUACUGUAUAAAUUCUUUCUUGGUGAGUAUUAGGGACUUUCAAGAAUCUUGAAAGAUCUAAAUGUAUGAAUUGACAAGCUUUUUGCUUUGGUUAUUGUGGAUCGUUUUGAAACUCCUUCAGAACAGUAUGCUGUUACAUAUUUUCUUUUUACUGUAUUAUUGCGUAUAGAUACAAAAUGCAACAAUGGAAACUCCCCAAACCUAUAUCCCGAAAUGCUUACAUUUUAUUGUUGUAUUAAUAUGCAGGCAAGUAUUUCAUACUCCACUGCCAUACAGAGGUGCAUUCACUCAGUAUUUUUGUGAUAUCACAGUGCAUUCGACACCAGCAUGAGCAUUACACAAAUGUUUUCAUUUACCAAUGCCAAUGUUAUUUUAUUCCAAUGUUGGCCAUGUUUCAGAGUGGUAUGGCCCUUAGCGUAACACAAACCUACAAAAUGCCUGUUCAGUAGACUUACAUAGAUAUGUACAUCGGAUGGCAAGUUCUCUUAAGCCUGCCAUUUCUAAGCUGUCAUGGUACUUACAGAUGACUGACUGAUCUGUGUAGUGAUGAAUGAGGAUGUCUGUCAUCCCCUGUGCCUCUGCUUUGCUUCUUUGGUUCAAGAUAAUCACUCUGUUCUGUAACGCCUAAUAGAUUGUCCAAUUUCUGUUACUUCACUUAAGUAGACUAUGCCUUAAGUCAAGCUAUACAAUGGGUUAUGUUAUUUAUUACCGGUGGUAUGUUUUUAAUAUAUUGAUAUACAGGAUUUUUUUAACAUUUAGUUUUUUGUUCUACUUUCUUUCCUUCAUUUCCACCACUUCUGUUGAUAAACAUGAUUGUGAAGACAUGAACCGUUUCCAUGCCAGUAUUUAACAAUGUUGUUCUGUGUAGUGAAUCAUAUCAGUAAAUACAAUUACAGUAAAUUACAAUUGCACCACC
This is a messenger RNA of Carassius gibelio (silver crucian carp), 3908 nucleotides long. RefSeq names its product protein FAM219A. The coding region runs from base 176 to 754 and encodes 192 amino acids. NCBI's taxonomy places the organism in Eukaryota, Metazoa, Chordata, Actinopteri, Cypriniformes, Cyprinidae. The transcript is spliced from 6 exons. The record is from RefSeq and is a predicted model, not a curated record.